Molecule: messenger RNA, 669 nt
Organism: Kuraishia capsulata CBS 1993
Lineage: Eukaryota; Fungi; Ascomycota; Pichiomycetes; Pichiales; Pichiaceae
Exons: 1
Coding region: 1-669 (222 amino acids)
Biological process (GO): protein depalmitoylation
Cellular component (GO): cytoplasm
Molecular function (GO): carboxylic ester hydrolase activity; palmitoyl-(protein) hydrolase activity
Source: RefSeq, a predicted model, not a curated record
AUGCUUUCUGCCGUGCGAGUUCCGGCUUCAACAGCCACAGCUACAGCCACAGUGAUAAUGAUCCACGGGCUGGGAGAUUCUGGAAAUGGGUGGAAGUUCCUGGCUGAUAUGGCCCACUCUUCACCAAGGUUCAAGAAUGUGAGAUUUGUGUUUCCCAAUGCUCCGGAAAUUCCUAUAACUGUGAACGGGGGAAUGAAAAUGCCGGGCUGGUUCGAUAUAGCGGAGUUUGGAAAAGAAUCCAACACGGACGCCGAAGGGUUCAUCAAUUCGUGUGGGGUGAUUCAGGAUCUUAUCCAGUACGAACUUGACCACGGUAUUAAGGGCGAGAAAAUCAUUGUUGGGGGAUUCUCUCAGGGAGCCGCUUUGGCUUUGGCAACUGGCGCCCUCUCAGAUGUGAAAUUGGGCGGGAUUGUGGGACUUUCUGGUUUCGUGCCUUGCAAGGAGAAGGUCCAGGAAUUGGCCAAAAACACCAACUUUGCGACUCCAAUCUUUAUGGGCCAUGGAGACGCAGACCCGGUAAUCUCGCACCGUUAUGGUCAGUUGACCAGCGAGUUUUACAAGCAGCUCGGCUUCAAGGACCUUGACUUCAAGACGUAUCCACAUCAGGGUCACACUGCAGGUGACGAGGAGCUAGCUGAUUUGUUUGAGUUUCUGGGAAAGAUUGUUUGA